Messenger RNA from Aegilops tauschii subsp. strangulata, 2685 nucleotides. RefSeq lists its product as uncharacterized. The record is from RefSeq and is a predicted model, not a curated record. Gene Ontology annotation, molecular function: enzyme inhibitor activity. Gene Ontology annotation, biological process: negative regulation of catalytic activity. NCBI's taxonomy places the organism in Eukaryota, Viridiplantae, Streptophyta, Magnoliopsida, Poales, Poaceae.
UAUUUUGGGAAUCAAACAAACUAGAGAAAUUUGAUGGUGAAUGAAACAAACUAGACAAAUAAUGAGAAAAUGAGAUGGUGCUAAUAUAAUACUUAGAUAUGAAAUUGUUAUGUCACAUGUUGAUGAGCGCUAGGCAUACCCUAUCUUCUAAUCUCCACCUUUAACCUGCAUCAAAAUUUGUAAACUUUUCAAGGCGGUACCGAAGCAAACUCGGUUUGGGUUGUGAUUUUCUUCCGAGAUUUUCCAAGAUUUUUUUUUUUUUACCAUUUCGCCGUGGUACAAAUUGCAAACUGAAAUUCAAAACCUUUGCAUGUGGAGAGAGGUGACAGUGAUACUGCCUCCUAGACAGCUUCUUGGACAUGCAUGGUGCACAGAUUGCCCGUUGUAGUGGAAUACGUUCUCCUAUACUAAGUACUAGCUAGCUAAAUUAAUUGACAGCCACAAAGUUGAAACAAGAAGACUGGUCCAACACUUGUCGCCAAGAGGCAUGCUUCUCUUCCCGAAAGCCAUUCCAAGCCAUGCAUGCAGCGAGACGAGCCCUCGACCAUCGAAAGAGAUGGCAAACAACCAGUAUAUAACCAUACGCAUUCUCGCCUUUCGUCCACACUCCCGACAGGAAGAGGGACACAUGCACCAGGAAUCAAUUAGCUCUCAGCGUCAACCAUGGCCGGUCUGGCUCGCUUCAUCCUCCUCCUGCUCCUCGUCCUCGCCGUCCCCGUCGCUCAGCCUACCCCCUACAGCGACAACCUCCAGGACGCGUGCAACAAGACGUUGUUCCCCAAAGUGUGCAUCCAGGCGCUGACGGGCAACCCGGAGACCCGGACAGCGGACGCGCGCCGGCUGGCCGAGUUGUCCGUGAACUUCGCCAAGCAGGCGGGCACCAAGGUGGCAGCGCUCGCUCACGACGAGCUCAACGCUGUCAAGGCGGAUGACGUCCUGUUCAAGUGCCUCGACAGCUGCUCCGACGACAUUGAAGAGGCGGUGGCGCACCUGAGCGGCCUCUGCCGCGAGGUCACCGACAGCAAGUUCCUCGAGGUCAAGUCGUGGCUGUCCGCGACGCUGGGCGGCUCGUCAACCUGUGAGGAGAGCUGCAAGGACGCGCCCGCCAGUGAUGCCAAGACGUUCGUCGUAGCCAAGAGCAUCGAAUUCGAGAAGCUGCUCCGCGUCACGCUCGACCUCAUCACCGAGGCAUCCGGCUCCAUGUCCGGCGACGUCGCGGUGCCGCCCACGCCGUAUGAUGGAAGCGCUUCAGGAUCCUAUGGUGCCAGCGCGCCGGACUCCUACAGUGCCAGCGCAUCCGAGUCGUCCCAGAGUGCAAGCGCACCCGAGUCGUCCGGGAGUGCCAGCGCACCGGAGUCGUCCGGGAGUGCCAGCGCACCCGAGUCGUCCGGGAGUGCCAGCGCGCCCAGCUCCGAAGCACCAUCCGCUGAUGCGUCGGCGCCCUCGAACGCACCAACCUCCGAGGCACCGUCAGCUGGCGCGCCAGGCCCCUCCUAUGGCUCCAGCUCCAGCAGCGCACCGAGCUCCGAAGCACCAUCCAGUGAUGCGUCGGCGCCAUCCAGUGAUGCGCCGGCGCCAUCGAACGCUCCAACCUCCGACGCACCAUCAGCUGGCGCGCCAGGCCCCUCCUACGGCUCCAGCGCACCGAGCUCCGAAGCACCAUCCAGUGAUGCGCCGACGCCCUCGAGCGCACCAACCUCCGACGCACCCUCAAGUGGCUCGCCAGGCCGCUCCUAUGGCUCCGCCAGCGGGCCAUCUGCCGAUGCACCGUCGCCAUCCCCAUCGGACGCCGACGCGCCAUCUUCCGGGUCUGCCGGCGCACCAUCAUCAGGGUCUGCCGGCGCGCCAUCAUCAGGGUCUGCCGGCGCACCAUCGUACGGGUCUGCCGGCGCCCCGUCCCCGUCCGACGCCGGCGCUCCUGAUGCCGAUUCACCUGCAUGAGAAACGCGCGCCCGGUUGAUGCUUUGGUGCCUAGGCUGAACUUUUUGUUAUUAUAGGGCUCCCGUUAUCUCGUGUGCGCGCGAGAAGAUGUUGAUGCAUGCACUUGCGGUCUUUAGCAUGUGUUUGGUUGAGGAACCAAGUAAAAUAUAGAAUGUCAUGGCCCCAUUUCAGUGUAACGGGUCGACUUUGUUUGCUGUAUUUUUUUUUAUUUGUUCAUCGUGGGUGCAAUGCACCCGGUUGUAGCCAUUACUUUCCUAGAAUGGAACUGUUCCACCUCACUGUUUUGUUGGAGUCUGAAUACAAGAAAUUUGUUUGAGUUCACAUCAUGGUAACCUCUCAUAUGUAUAACGCAGAUAGUAUAUGGCCAAAAUAUAUCAUUAGUAUAGAACUAUCAAUGUAAGCACACAGAUCAAGCAUAUACCUUGAGUUGGUUGAGAAAGUCCACCGGAUAAUUCAGCUACAAUCUCAUCAUAUAAAGAAAAUAUUUAACACCAAAAAUAGUUUGACGCUUGAUCAUUUCCCAAGUGCAUAACCUCUGCUUGGGACUCCGGCACCUUUGCAUAGGGAGAAGGAUGAUGGGUGGCGAAGCGGGUGUCUAGAAAAGAAAAACAAAGCAUGCAAUAUCCCCACGUCCAAGCACGCGGGCGUAGGUUGUUGGAGGAUUUUGGUGAGCUUUCGGAGGUGAGCAAAGCUAAGGGCACUCAGCAAACUAUGAAAUCACACUUGGACAUGUACAAAAAACGG